Messenger RNA from Brassica napus (rape), 1740 nucleotides. RefSeq names its product serpin-ZX. Gene Ontology annotation, molecular function: serine-type endopeptidase inhibitor activity. The transcript is spliced from 2 exons. NCBI's taxonomy places the organism in Eukaryota, Viridiplantae, Streptophyta, Magnoliopsida, Brassicales, Brassicaceae. The coding region runs from base 395 to 1522 and encodes 375 amino acids. The record is from RefSeq and is a predicted model, not a curated record.
UGAAAAAACUAAUAUUGUAAAUAAAAAUUUGUUUUUGAUUAUAUAGUUAAUUAUAGAUAAAUUCAUUAAGGGUAGUAUAGAUAUUAAUCGCUCUAACUUUUAACGUGAGAGCUCCGUUGCAAAAAUUUACUUCGCAAAUAAUAGUAUAGAUAUCUUCAUUAAUUUAGGACAACGUUUCAUCUAUGAAAAGCAAUUAAUUUUUAUUUAUGGAAAUAAUUUAAAUUCUAUGUUUAAUUUUGAAAAUCUAAGAUUUUAAUUUGGAUUGUUUGGUUAAUGCAGAAAAUAAAAUAUAUUAGCUUUUUAUUUUAGUAUAUGUGUGUGUAUAUCUUGGCUUUUGUAGUUACAGUCUAGUGCAGACAAAAAAAGUAGUCACAGUCUCAUCCGGCCGUAAAAUAUGGACCUGCAAGAAUCAGUAAGGAAGCAAAACGGCAUCCUGUGGAGGGUGUAUAAGCACGUGAUCAACACCACCGCCGGGAAGACCUCGAACCUCGUGAUAUCGCCGGCGUUGAUCAAUGUUAUCCUUAGCUUCAUCGCCGCUUAUAAAUCUCCCGGAGCCACCGAAGAACAGAUUCUCUCUUUACUAAAGGCUUCUUCUACCGAUGAGCUUAACGCCGUGUCCUCCCAGAUAGUAACCACCGUCCUUGCCGACAGCACGACAAGUGGCGGGCCAAUGAUCUCGACAGCGAAUGGCUUCUGGAUAGAGAAGUCUCUCUGCUGUGUGGAACAGUCUUUCAAGAAUCUCUUGGAGACUUCGUAUAAGGCUGCCUUCAAACAAGUUGACUUUCGCACUAAGGCUGAUGAAGUGUCUGAAGAGGUGAACACAUGGGUUGAGAAACAGACAAAUGGUCUCAUCACUAGUCUUCUUCCACCAAAGUCUGUAACUCAUUUGACUGAUUACAUAUUUGCUAACGCCUUGUUCUUCAACGGGAGAUGGGACAAAGAGUUUGAUCCAUCGCUUACCAAAGACUCAGACUUCCACCUUCUUGAUGGAACCAAAGUACCUGUGCCCUUCAUGUCCGGUGACUUCUUCAGUUACCACCUCGAUGUCUACCCAGGUUUCAAAGUCCUCAGCCUAUCUUACAGAAAAGGACGACGUGACGGUCGUUCGUUCUCGAUGCAAAUCUAUCUCCCUGAUGAAAAAGAAGGGUUGCCUGCAAUGCUGGAGAUGUUAGCUUCUACUCCUGAGGACGAGGACGAGGACAUUUCUAGCUACAGGGCAGAUAUUGGAGAACUCAAGAUUCCAAAGUUUAAAUUUGGUUUUCACUUUGAAGCCACGGAAGCUCUUAAAAGUUUGGGGUUGAGUCUACCAUUGGAGACGAUCUUCCACAAGUCUUGCAUCGAGGUGGAUGAAGUGGGAUCCAAAGCUGCAGCUGCUGCUGCUGUAGUCGGUGAAGGUUGUUGUGGUCCUGCGGAGAAGAAGUAUGACUUCGUGGCUGAUCAUCCUUUUCUCUUCCUGGUCAAAGAACACGGAAGUGGAGUGGUUCUGUUCCUUGGUCAAGUUCUUGAUCCUUCUAUGCAUUAACUUGCGUCUAAAGUAAUGCCUUUGCGACAAUGAAGGCUUUGUUGUUUCUUUCAUAUUAUUAUGGAUGGGUCAAUUUGUUUAGACAUUAAAGAAAUAAAGAUUAAUCUGGGCAAAAUCUAAGAUCAAAGACAAUCACCAGAGAUAAAUUCCACAGAACACUGUUGAUACCAGUACUAAGAAACAUUCAUCUAAAAACUAAACGUUGUCUUGUCGUAUAG